UCGCAGAACCGAUGUUCGUUCGACGCAUCGUGGUGUACAUGCUACGAGGUGUCGAGGCACUCGAGUAUAUCAUGUUAUACGACCUCGAUACGAGCGGAUUCGAGUAUGUGUGGGAGGUCUACAACCCAAUAGUUACGGACUGCGACACGGGCAUCAUCUCAGCAGAGCUCGAUUUCAACGAAAUAUGGACCGAUUCCGUAGCUCUUACAUUCAAUGGGGAUUGGAGUGAUAACGGAAUAGAGGUAGAUGCGAUCCAGGUGUAUGGGACACGAUCAACACCCUCCAACCUGCGCAUCGUAGAGGGCGACUCACUGACCCUGGGGCGAAUAGAGGUCUUCGACCCUUCCAGAACUCUGUGGGGCACCGUCUGCAGAGGCGGUGAUCUGGACACCAGGACAGGCGAGGUACUUGCGGAACAACUCGGCCAGGAUGGCUUUGAUCGGUUCGGAAGCGACGGGGAAUUCCAACCCAGCUUGUAUGUGGCCACAAUGAAGAAUCCUCAGUGUGGUUUAACGGAUGGCAAUAUCCUCAACUGCCAUCAGAACCCGGGAAGCUGUGACAUAACACACGUUGGCAUCAAAUUCACCGAGAGUACUUUGCCUCUUUGCGAAGGGACGGGUUUGGAAGACAGCGAAGUCGAAUGUUCUUGUCACAAAACUAUAUCCAACGCCUACGGUAGCAGUUGCAUGGGCUACGGAAAGAAGUGCUCACCAAUUUUUAUCUCACGCACCGCGGAUAUUGAUGUGCACCUGUAUGUACCUCCUACCUUUGCCAUCUUGCAGGCCAAUGCAGAAACGACAAAAGGAGAUAUUACAUCUCCCGUGCCUCCUACAACUCAAAGAGAAACAACAGCUGAAGGAACAACGUUCGCCGAAAGCACUGUCAAAGAAACAACUACAUUGAAUGUAACUUCUGAAACAGUAACAUUUCCUGGAACCACGGUUGGAAACUCAACCUUGAUACCUCAGACCAAACAUGAAGAAACAAUGUUGCCUGAAACCAGCGUUGAAGAAACGACGGUGGGUGAAUUUACUGCUGAAGAGACAACUCCAGUUGGAGUUACCGCUGCAGAAACGACGUUGGGUGAACUUCCCGCUGCAGAGACAACUCCUGUUGAAAUUAACGCUGCAAAAACGACUUUAGAUAAAUUUGCCACUGCACAGACAACUUCGGUUAAAGUCACAGCUGCAGAAACGACGUUGGGUGAUUUCAUCGCUGCAGAGACAACUUCAGUUGGACUUACAACUUCAGAAACAACUUCAGGACAGAUUACUGCAGUAGAUACAACUUUACCUGAAGUUACUGCUGCAGAAACAACAUUGGGAGAAUUUACUGCUGCUGAGACAACUUUAGUUGAAGUCAUCGCUGCAGAUACGACGCUGGGUGAAAUGACCUUGAUUGAAGUUACUGAAGCCGAAACCACUUUAGGAGAAGUCACAACAGCAGAGUUGAUGUCAGUCAAUACUUUCACGGUAUGGAACACAGAAACAGUGUCUUCUGUUGAUGGAACGGUCGUAUCAGAAGCGUUUGUCACUGAGCUAGCUAGAGAAACGCUGGAUCCUGAAGGUUCUGGGGAUUAUUAUAACAGCACAUUGAUGUUGCCAAUGGACUCUCAUGACGUGUUGGAAGGACAUCCGGACUCGGCCACAACAAAGCACUGCGCUAGCUUGGAUUGUCCAAAGAACUCCAGGUACAAUGAUGCUGAACUCGUAGACUUGAGGGGCGCGUCCGUGUCGGCGUCUACCUCGAAAGCGAAUCACAACCCUGAGAAGGCCUUCCUACAACAGAUCAUCACGGAUCCUCUGGACCUCGACUACCUGCACGACAACCACUUCCUCCCCGACUACGCGGAUUUCAAUGGAUGGCGCGCGAAAGACGAUGACACCCAACAGCCCUUCAUCCAGGUGGAAUUCGACCGGGUCGUUACCAUCCAGGGUAUGGCCAUCUUAGGUGGACAGGGCUCAUCUGCUCGCGUGGAAACACUGAAGGUCGCGUACUCUGACACGAGGAAGUUCGCUUGGAAAUACAUCUACGAGGACAGGUCCACCAACCCUUUGGUUUUUCAUCUGGAUUACGCGCCCGGAUAUGCUGAGCUGAUGCUAAACCCGUGGCGAGAAGCAACAGCACUAAUAUUAUUUCCACAAACAUGGAAGGAUGAAAUAUGGAUGCGAAUAUUUAUCGUGGGAGCAACCUACGAUGGUGGUCCAAUACCAUUUGGAAUGAAAAGCGGACAGAUCGGAAACGCCCUGAUUACGGCAAGCUCUUACCUCGACGAGGAUCACGCCCCCGAGAAAGGGCGUCUCAACGGCCCCUCUUCUUGGUGUGCCGCCCCCGGUGACAGCGACCCCUGGAUAAAAAUCGACCUUACCACCCGUGCACACAUUGACAAGUUCCUCGUCCAGGGACUCGCCGAUUCGUCCAUCGAUCAUCCGGCUGCGUCGGGCUCGUACCCGACCGAGUUGAAGUUCAAGGCGAGCGAGGUUGAUACUCCGGGAAAUGAAUUCUUUUUUAAAAUAGAUGUACAGCAGUCACAGGGCACCAUUGCCAAUGACGCCGAAGAUAUCCAGCAGUUUGUCACGACAUAUGAACCAGUCGCUCGGUACAUUCAUAUUAAAAUCAAAGAAUCAAAUUCUGCUUACAACUGCCUCCGAGUCGAGAUAUACGGUCACAUGAACUUUGAGCUAUGGCCGAGUUUCAACAAGACUAACAUAGACGAUCAUAUCGAGUAUGGAACCGAGAAUGAUGUCCAUCUUGAAUGCAGCUGUUUCACAGACCCUCCAAUUGAAACUUUCAAAGCAGAUUACUACUACGUCCUGAGCGGCACCGAAAUCGCCAACGAACUCUGCUCCGAACAUCACCGUGACACCAGGGAAGUACACACUACAGCAGAGCCAACUGCACCCACUGGACCACAGCUAGACAUGAAACUCUACACAGGCAGCGGGGGCGUAACGACCGGUUCAAUCUACACGGACAUUUUCAGUGUCGAGAUUACGUCGCCGGCGGUCCACGAUGUGACGUCACCGCCUACGUCAUCAUGGUUGUGUCCGGACAUUCAUCCGGACACGCUGUUUACGUCCACCGUAAUCUUUCGAGAAGCAAUCUCCAUUCGCAAAGGUAGCAUACGAUUCAAUUACUUUCUCCGCGGCGAUGUCCGGACAAGUUGGACUCUGUACAUGAGAGUGUGGCGGGAGGUCUUCGGUCUCCCAUCGGCACAAGACGAGGUUUUAGCCUCUACCUAUGGUUCAUCGGGUGGUUCCCCGGGGGAAUGGACAGAGUUCUACCUCGAGCGAGAAUUCAGUGAGAAUCCCUAUCAGCUUGUUGGAAUGUUCACCAUUGUUGCUGACGGACACUCCUUGGUUGCUUUUGAGCUGGAUAGCAUUCAGUUGAAAUCAGAAAGUUUUACUGAUGAGAAAGGGCACCUUCAGGGAAUGAAAAACCUGAAGAUCUCGGAUCACCAGAUCUCGGCAUCCAGCGCACUCGAUCUUAACACCGGACCAACAUCAGCUCGCUUAAUCGACGGUUCCGGUUGGUGCCCCAGUAUAAACGAUGCAAACCCAUGGAUUCAGGUUGAUAUGGAGAGGGAGGUAUUGUUAAAUGGAAUUAUGGUCCAGGGUAGGAAGAAUGUCGACGACUGGGUCACCAAGUACUACAUCCGGGUCAGCCAUGAUGCAAACACGUGGCAUUACUAUGACAACUUGAACUAUCCAACUAUCUUUGACGGAUCUUGGAGUUCAGAUGUUGUUGUUAUGCAGAAGUUAUUGAACCCGAUGUACUGCCAGUUCAUCCGCAUUUAUCCUGUUGCUAAUAACACGAACCCGUGUUUGCGAUUUGAUUUGACGUCAUACAACAAAGCAUAUGCAAAUGGUGGAUCCACAGUGUCACCAACCUCCAAAGAGGUCUCCAGCCCAUCUGAAGCAACAACAACAACACCUGUCACAACGCCCAAUGGCAUAACCAACGCAAAGAGCAGUACUACCAAAUCAACAACACCUUUGGCUGUCCAAGGUAUGACAUCAGCUGGGCAGGUUCAGAACUCGAUGACAUUUCACAGUACUGGUAAAACUGGUUUGGCCACGCCGACGGAUGGACCAGCGUCGACUACAGGUCCGAUGUCCUCCACGACAGCAGCAGGUUCAUCUACCAGUGGAACACAAAGCCACCAAGGUGGCGGCAAUGGUGGUGGUGGUAGUAGUGGUAGUGGUGGUGGUAGUAGCCCAUCAAUCCUGACACCCUCAACAACCACUGUAUCAGAUGGAGUGACAGAACAGCCUCGAGAGAAUGUGCCCAAUGAGAUUGUCAAUGCUAAGGGGGUUGAUGAGGUUUUCCUCGCUGUCACCGAUCCAAAUAUCACCGUGUCCUUUGAGACGGCAUCUGCAGCACUCAAAGUUGUUGCCAACCUUACGCAUAAGUCUUCAAGUUCACUUAACAAAGAGGAUAUCAACAGCAUAAGGGGGACAUUGACUGCUGUUUCGUCACAAGCAGCCUCAACAAGAGAAACAGCGCAGACAUUCUUGGACGUGGUUGGAAGUAUUCUUGUACCAAACGACACUUCAACAGAUUCUGGGAGAGAUUUUUCCGAGAAUUCAACAUCCCUAGAGAAACACGCCAGUAGUAUGAUGGAGAUUGUCGAAGAGUUUGCUACAGAUGUGGCUAAAAAUCUGUUAUCAACCGCCAACAAGGAGGUUGUCAUUCAGAAUGAUAGAUUAGUUCUACAUCUAACUAAGAUCUCGCCAGAGGAUGUUGAAAACACCACUGAAGCAAUAACGGUCAGCGUAAACUCAACCACUAACGAACUUCACUUUCCACCAUCUGUAUUCAGAGGAAAAAAUGUUACAAUUAGUGCAGUGGUCUUCAACACUCUUCACCUGACAUCAUCGUCUCAACUUGGUGGUCUCCAUGGCAAUGACACGCCUACCAGUGUGGGUUCAAAGAUCAUGUCAAUCCAGGUCGAGGCAACGGACGGGUCAAAUGUCACAUUCAGCGCUGAUGAACCAAUUGAAAUGGUCCUAGAACUAACCGAGGAUGCCAACACAACUAACACUCAAUCAUUGUGUGUCUUCUGGGAAUUUCUAGAAGAUGUGGAAUCAGGAGGGGUGUGGUCUACUGCUGGUUGUCAUAGAUACCAAACCGAGGGCUCUCAGAUCACAUGUCAUUGUGAUCACCUGACCAAUUUUGCAAUCCUCCUUCAAGUCAACCCAAAUCCAAAGGUAUUAUCCCUGGCUCACAGAGUGACAUUGGACAUGCUAACGUACAUUGGCUUGGCCCUGUCGAUAGCUGCUCUAGUAUGUACUCUCACCACGUUCACUUUACUCAAAUUGUUGAAAUCUCAGCGUACAAUAAUACAUGCAAACCUGUGUAUAGCAUUACUAUCAGCACAGCUUCUAUACCUGAUCGGAAUAGAGAGAACGACUCCAGCAGCAUUGUGUACUACCAUAGCUGUGCUACUGCAUUAUCUCUUUACAUCUACGUUCUCUUGGAUGUUAAUGGAGGGAAUCUAUAUUCUGAUGCAGUCUCGCUCUGCCUACGGGAAGGGAGGAAAGACAUGGAUGUACAUGGCGGCUGGAUGGGGUUCUCCUGUUGUAAUUGUAGCGAUAUCUCUUGGAGUGCGCCUAGAUGGAUAUGGCACAGAUGAUUAUUGUUGGUUAUCUGUUGAAAAUGGACUCAUGUGGGCUUUUGCUACUCCUGUGCUAGCAGUGUUGGCAAUGAACACAAUAGUCCUGAUCAUGGUGAUCCGUGUAUUCAUGGCGCUCAAGGCUAACUUGGAUAAAACAGAAGCUGAAAGAUUGAGGGCUGGAGUACGUGCAGUUCUUCUGCUACAACCAUUAUUGGGUUUUACAUGGAUAUUUGGCCUCCUUGCUGCUUAUGAUAGCUCACUCUUCUUUGCAUACAUGUUUGUCAUCUUCAACUCACUCCAGGGGGUAUUUAUCUUUAUCGUCAACUGCUUGAUGAAUGACGAGGUCAAGAAAGCCUUCCGAACCAAAUAUCACAAAUACGGGGGCCGCCAUGGACGAAGAAGAUCCACUCAAACGACUCAGAUCUCAACCACUGAGACGUCGGUAGCUCUCAAGACUACCAGGGCUUUCAUGGAUCGUAGUCAGGCUACUAGCAAGUCAAGUAACAGAUCAAGCGUCGUUGAUGGGCUUGCCAUCAAGAUGAGGAGCACAAAAGUGAAACCAAUAGCAGAUGAUAAAUCGACAACAAAUUUGUGACGUGGUUUGCUGGACUUUAACUAUCAAGUAUCAUGCCUUUGUCAUUCACUGUGGACCAUCAUCUUGUUCAGCACUUCUCAACCAAUGGCCCACUAGUGAGUCGCAAACCUAUUCCAGGUGGCUGCAAAGAUAUGUGAUACUGACAAGAUUGCAGCUAAGAUCUUAGCAAUAUGUUGUGUUUUGAAAGGAGCAGCUAACAAUAUUUUAAAGAUAAAGGGUUUUGUUAAUUUUUUCAAUGUUAAGUAAGUAGCAAAAUAGCUUGAAUUUAGUUGUAUUUCUAAACCAAAUCACAUGUGAGUGAAAAUAACUCUAUGAACAGCUCUAGGUAACACCACCAUGGUCAUUAUACUGUUACAUCAAAUGUUCCAAAUGGAUUUCAAAACCUUUAAUGGGCUUGAAUUUUAAUUGUGAACAAGGAAAGAAAUAUGCAUUUCUGAGAGCCACCUUUCAAACUCCUUCUAUGUCUUGUUUCUUAAAGACUUGUUAUUAUAACAAAUGAACAAUUUCUAUAAUAAUUUUACAAUCAACCAAUCAGAUUAAAGGACUUCAGUAGCUUUUAACUGUUAUUGCAAAUUUGUUAUAACAAGUUUUAUGGAAUGGGCCCCUGAACUUGUUUUUUGUUUUUGUUUUGUUUUUUAGAUAUAAGGCUCGGUCACUCAAGAAGCAGUAAUUGUAUAUCAGCAAAAAAAAAGAAAAUCAGUUAAAUAUUUCUGAAUGUCUCAAUACUAGUAUAUAUAUUAGGUCUUUGCAAUGUGGGUUUUUGUUUAUCAAGAAUAUAUAACAUGUUUGGUACUUUAUCUAAAAUAAUGCUAUUGUUAUAAAAUGAACUCAUAUUUCAUUUACCUUGUAAUUCACUUUUUAAAUUUGCCUCAAGUGUGUGACUCCCAAGAACCCACUGUUUGGAGUAGACCCUACCUUUUAAUAAUUGAUUGUUGAUUUGAUUGUUAAAUGUUACAAAGUGAUUAGUACCAUGCUAUGAAAAUUGUGUUACUAAAACAUUGACAGUGUCAGUAUUAACACAAGGCUAAGAAUUUUGUAAAAACAAGUGUGAUUCUUUUCAGUGAUGUGUGAUAAAUUUAGAGCAUCCGUGAAGGUCUUUUUAGGGGCAAGUUCAUUGAUAUAACAACUGAAACAGAAUUUUCUAUCUUAUGUCACUAUAUUCAUUUAAUUCUAAAUAGUUUCACUUCCUGUAAGUCAUGAACAGUACUGUUAAAUCUAACAGAAUGUUUGUUACAGUGUCAAGUUAUUUUUUUUCAUCAAUUCAAAGUCUCUAUUUUUAUACUCUUUGUACAUAGGCAUUACUGAAACGAGAUAAAUUCACUAUUUUUUCUUUAGAUUGAUGUACAGUUUUUAGUGAAAAUGUUCUAUUAUAGAGACAUGUAUUACAAACCCAAUUUCAAUUUUUAAGCUUCAGAUGUGGGUCUCCCGCAUUUCUGAAAUGACUUCUAGUUGAUACAAGGUUGUUUUCAAUAUUGAAAAAAAAAAAAUCAGUACUUAACUUUUACCAUAAGCUUGAAAAUUUCAAUUGAAAACAAAUUUAUGAAAUUAAGCCAGGAUAUUUGGGAAAUGCCUCUUUUUGGAGCCUACAUCAAUUUCAAGAUUUUGGCUCACAAAGAGUCAAGAUGGCCAUCUCCUACAUUUCUGUAAUGACUUCUUGUUGAUAUUUGGUUGCUCUUGAUAUCAAAACAGGAAUAGAAAAGAAGAAAGCAAAUGUGUUCAGUUAUAAUAAUGCAUUUUUCAAAAUCAUUGUUUACCUCUUAAUACUUUGUUUAUUGACAUUGAAAUGAUUUCUGUAAAUGUAAAAUGAUAUACAUGUAUGUUAUACAGUGUUUGGGCUGACACAGUCUCAGACAAUACAAAGACAGAUAUGAUUCCAAGGCACUUGUGUCUGCAGAAUCAGCAGAGACUGAGACGAGACACCAGACACACAACCAUUGUCUCGAGAGAUGUAUCAAGACACCCAACAAAGGUGUUCCGUAAUAUGGAAUAAACUAAUAUCAAAUCAAAUCCCAUCAGGGCCCCUUAACACAAAGCUUAGCAUUCAAUUGUAGAACAACUUUUUAUAACAUGAAUGAAUUAACAAUAACAUACAAUUAGUCACUGAAAUCAAUUGUUCUCUCAAUUGCUAGGCUUUGUGAUACAGGAACUAAGGCUUUGUAACAUUAACACAAAGCUUAGUGUUUGAUCACUGGGCUUAAGUUUAUGCUGAUUACAUUGAUCAUUAGGCAGGUUCACACACAGAAGGAAUUGAAAUUUGAAUCGUAAUCAAAAUUUCAUUUUUUUUUCUUGACUGUUUAUACACACCAAUAAAUCACACUCCGUUACAAGGAAGAAAUUAUCAAAACUUGAGUGACCAGAGAUUGACCCGAUAGGGUUUCACACGUGCACAAAUCAAAGAGCUAGAUAUGAGAUUUACAUGAUGAGCUACGCAAGUUGGCAACCACAGAAUAACCAAACACAAACAUGUGUAUUCGUUUACUACAUACCGUAUGGGAUAUACGUAUGUAUAGUGUACACGGCCGCCAAAGAAAAACAGCCGAUACAAAACCGGAUGUCGACGUUCACACGCUAUGCAUGAUGUGAUUUAAAAAAUGUUCUUUGAAUCUCGAAUCAGUCCACACACGAUGCAUGUAAAAUCACGAUUAUUAUGAAAAAUCACAGUUCUUACUGCGAGUGUGAUCGCAAUUAGACUCGCAGUAAGAACUGACAAUUUUCUGUCCACACACACACACACACACACAAAAAUCGAAAUUUUGAACGUUAUUAGAAAAUUGAUUUUUGGAUCACACUUUUUCCUUGUGUUUAAACGGCCCUAAUACUUGCAAUGAAGCUGACAAAGCAAUUGUACGAUUAAUCACUAUGCUUAGUGUGCCCAGCCCCAGUAUGUACAUGUAAUGAAUAAGCUUCCACUGGAUUCCUUCUCACUUGCUCCAUCAUAAAGCAACAAAUCAAACAGAUUUAUUCAAUAUCUUCUGAUAUUUUUAUGUUAGAAUUCAUUUAAUUCAUAUCACCUAUGAAUAAACAGUUGCAUAUCAUGUAUGCUCACACAACAUUGUGUGCAUUAAAAUAGAAACAACUCGUACAACAUAUUACAACAAUCCUUUUUACCAUUACAUAUAUAGAACUAUAAAGUAUUCCUCUCAUUUGCACUGCUGUAUGAAAAGUUAACAGGAAAUUAAGUUAAAACUGAAUGAUAUUCCUGCUAUGUAUUUACAUCGCUCAGAUUAUGGUAAUUUGGCAAAUUGUCUGAUUAUUUUUAAAUGAGGGUGCACUUUUUGAAAAUCAGAGCAUAAUACAUUGUAUUUGAAUAAUAUUCAGCAAUAAUACCCAUUUAGGUCUAAGAAUACAAAAUAUAUUAUUAAUUUUAAUUCAAGCAGCCUAUAGGCAUAUACUACACAUAUUUUGUCAAUGUAUUCUUCAAAAGCACUUGAUUUGUGAGGGCAAUAAUAUUCAUAUGAAUUUAUAUUUUACUCAAAAGAUAGCAGAAAUAAUAACUUUAAAAACCCAUAUCACCUUGUAAUGUCAUUGUGAAACUACUCUAUUCUUGUUUGAGAAUCUUGGUCUGAAUAAAAUUCUGAUUUGUGCGUCAAAGU
Lytechinus pictus (painted urchin) is the source of this 9805-nucleotide messenger RNA. RefSeq lists its product as uncharacterized. Gene Ontology annotation, cellular component: plasma membrane. Gene Ontology annotation, biological process: cell surface receptor signaling pathway; adenylate cyclase-activating G protein-coupled receptor signaling pathway. Bases 12 to 6212 code for a protein of 2066 amino acids. Gene Ontology annotation, molecular function: G protein-coupled receptor activity. The record is from RefSeq and is a predicted model, not a curated record. The transcript is spliced from 34 exons. NCBI's taxonomy places the organism in Eukaryota, Metazoa, Echinodermata, Echinoidea, Temnopleuroida, Toxopneustidae.